UCCCACACACGGCUCAAUAAUCACCAGCCGAGCUGUCACUCCCCUCUUAACUUGAGAAAACCCCAAGGUAAACUUUAGGAAGACAGCGGAAAAGUUUUUAGCAACUGAAUGUAGUCGUUUAAUAAAAUAAUCGCUGCAAAAUGAACGACAUGACAUCUGAAGUAACACGAGGAAUGAAGUCUUCGCUUUGACGCGCAACGCAACGUAAAAAUGGACGGGACACGCAGGUUCAUUUUGGGAAUACUAGCUGUUGUCCUAUGCAAAUACUCCCAAGCUGAAUGGAAUACCACGAAGACACCAGCGAAUAGGACUGUGUCCUGUGAUCAACAUGACAACUGCACAGGUUCAAAUGAUGACCACACAUGGAGUGGACACUUCUCUAAAUGUCCAAAAGAAUACAAGCAUUACUGUGUCCAUGGUGUUUGCCGUUUUGUAAAGGCGCAAAACACCCCUUCAUGCAGAUGUGAAACGGGAUACAUUGGCAGUCGGUGUGAAUAUCGUGAUCUUGAUCUCCGUGUUGAAGAACGAAUGAAAAUAGUCAUCGCAUGUGUGGUGGCAGGAUUGGUCUUUCUCAUUCUGCUUAUUGUAUUCAUAUGCGUCUGUACACACAAACGAUAUAAACCAUGUAGAAAAAAGAAGAGAAAAAAGGAAACGAGUGAUGAAGAUGAGAAGCUCAGUUCACUGAACACACAUGAAGCUUUAACUGCUCCAGUCGACACAUCCGACACAAAUUCUGUAUGAAUGAAACCGUGAAGUGAUCCUGCCAGGGUUGGUAAUGGCGUGAUUGUGGUGUGGGAAUGAGGACUCGUCCUGUCGUGUGAUGAAAGCAGUGCUUUACAGUAGAGUCGACUUUAAAUGAACUUUGAAGAUAUGGUGUGAAAGGCAACCUUUUCCAUUUUCUGUGCUACCGUUUACCCUCAUUCUUCAUGCCACAACUCAUUUUCACACUUUUCAGUAGAAAAGUCAGAGAUGAACUGAACGUAUAUGCCUUCAGAAUGGCUGUAAUGAGAAUGUGUUUCAUAAUUCGAAUAAUUGAAUAGGUGGCGUGCAAUAUGCUGAAUGCAAACAAAGCCGAUUUAGAUUGGUUUAAUUAUAAGUCUGUUUAUAUUGCAUAUGAUGCACAGAAAAUUAAAAAAAGGUUACCAUAUAUUAGGUUUGAUAGAUGCUAAGGUUUUAAGUUAAAUUGUUAUAUUGACAGUUUCGAUGGUUUCUGGAAGCAGUUCUCCCGAUAUUAACGGACCAAAACUUUCUCUUAACUUUGAUUUAUUUAUUAACGUGUAUAGAAAAUGCUUUAGUUUGUUUGGUGUUAAAAGAGUAUAUUUUAAAUUAUGAAAUUACCAUUAAUGUGUAUUUUUGUCUUUUAUUUAGUUUUUAGUUUUUUUUUUUUUUUUUGAGAGAGAGAGCUAAGUAUUAGCCAUAAUAAAUAAAAUGUUUGUAAAUCAUGUUUGGUUAAAAAAAAAUAUUUGUAAGUGAACAACAAAUUUUUUUUGUUAUUUUUUAGAUGAAAAAGAUAAAACUUUUAUGUGUUUUUGUGAAGUACAGUUUGGAGAUAUUUGAUAAGGACAAACUUUAUUGAUAAAGUUAGAAGUAAGUUGCACAUUUUUCAGAUUUCCCCCCGCCCCUUUUGAUAGUAAGCACUAAAAUACUUGAGAUUUUCUUUAAAUGCAAAGCUGUAUUUACUUCUUAGCAUAAAAUGCCUUUUUGAACUUGCUCAUGUCAGUAUUUUUUAUUACUGCAAUGAUACACAAGAACAUGUAAUUUUAGUGGGUCUACCAGUGGUUUUAAAAAUAGAUUUUUGUGGGACAGUUAAUGUGUGCAUUGUGUUCUGUAAACAAGUUGAAUGUGGCACAUGAUCAUUUCUUCACACCAAAGUGGAAAAUGUCCAUGGAAUGUGCAAAGGUGCUUAGCUAGAAUAAACUGUCUACCAAUCCUG
Molecule: messenger RNA, 1933 nt
Organism: Carassius carassius (crucian carp)
Lineage: Eukaryota; Metazoa; Chordata; Actinopteri; Cypriniformes; Cyprinidae
Product: probetacellulin-like
Exons: 6
Coding region: 211-741 (176 amino acids)
Biological process (GO): positive regulation of cell population proliferation; positive regulation of mitotic nuclear division; epidermal growth factor receptor signaling pathway
Source: RefSeq, a predicted model, not a curated record